Molecule: messenger RNA, 4514 nt
Organism: Mya arenaria
Lineage: Eukaryota; Metazoa; Mollusca; Bivalvia; Myida; Myidae
Product: tubulinyl-Tyr carboxypeptidase 1-like
Exons: 13
Coding region: 356-1621 (421 amino acids)
Biological process (GO): regulation of angiogenesis
Cellular component (GO): cytoplasm
Source: RefSeq, a predicted model, not a curated record
AAAAUGCACAAGAACAAAAUACGAUAACAACGAAUGUAAACAAUUUUAGUUUUUUUUAACGCGAGAACGAUGAUUUUUCACUGAAUAUAGUCUUUUUUAAGACACUUGAUGGUUCAAGAUAAACAGGAUAUGCAAGUCUCAGAUUCUCAUCAACAUCAGGCGUGUCGGAGUUUUACUGAUGAUUGGUCAAAUAAGAACUUUCCUGGACCAGUUUUGAUAUAAACUGUUUCAUGGUCUGGACAGAAAUCGCAACUGAACAAAUCAUGUAGCAGGUUGUAGAAAAUGGAGAAAUUUCUAAGAACAGUAACAUUAACAGUGCUUUAUAAGAGUGUGUAUAUCUGUUUUAAUUGCUGAAAUGCCAAAGCUUGUAUCAAACAAUGACAGCCCAGGUGAUUUUGGCACUCUGAAAAGGACGACAGAGGCCAGUACUGAUGAGCCCAAAACUAUGAAAUUCAAGGCCUCCAAAUCACCAACCAUGAAAAGUAAUGGUACACAAUCCUCAGCGCAUGAUUCAAGAUCCCGCCCAUCAACAUCAACUGUCAACAAAGAGGAUCAAAGAGAGGAAAAUGGAGUUUGGUUUUGGGUGAACAAAAAUGGCUUUCCAGUGGAUGAUGUGACAUGGGGAAGGAUGUGGGAUCAUGUGGCUAAAAUCCACCCUGAUGGCUAUAAGAUGGUGGCUACAGUUCGAGCUAACACAAAUUUACCCCCUAUUCCUGUUCCACAGGCUCCAAUGAACUUUUCACCAACGAUGCCAAUACCUGAUAGACUUGAAAAAAUACAAAACUAUAUGAAUGCAUUGGAAUAUAACCAUACUGGGACACAGCUGUUUGAAAUUAAGAAAAAUAGGCCCAUAUCAGGAUUGAUGGAGGUGGCGAAGGACAUGGUACGUGAGUCUCUACCCAUCAAGUGCUUGGAGGCCAUAAUUCUCGGGGUUUACCUCACUAAUGGUAUGAUGGGUAUGGAACGCUUUCCGAUCGGCUUUAAGACACAGUUCAACGGCAAUUACCACCGGCACGUGGUGUUGGGCAUUUACCAUGGCGGGAGAUACGGCGCUUUAGGCAUGAGCCGUCGAGAGGACUUGAUGUAUAAGCCUCUUGUUUAUAAGAGCCUAUCAGAGCUGAUAACAGAUUAUGAAAAGGCGUAUAGAAAGUACUGGCACGAUGUGAAGAAGAUCAAGAUUGGUUUACCGGUGUCACAUGACCCGCACAGCUAUGAAUUCAUACAGUGGAAGAGUAUGACUUUGACGAGAAGUAAGCUGACCCAGCAAGAACUUAUCAAAGAAGUGGAUUCCCAUGCCAAGGAAAUACGGACCAAGAAUACAUGUUCAAUGUUCCCUCCUUUCAAGAAACUUCGUGAAACAGAAUCACCUUGUUAUGUGUCUAUGUAUUCAAAGAAGUCCCGCUCAUGGUCUGUGCCUCAAACAACUUCACCUCGCAAGUCGCUGUCCUUUGUGGACCUUGACUCUGUGCGUCACUCAAGAUCCAAGACGGGUCAGGCUUCACACUCCAGCUUCAACCAGGCCAUUAAACUCUACAAUGGGACAACUGUUUCGACUGAUUCAGGGGAGAAAAUUAAGAAAAAAGAGCCAACAGAUUUAGUAGAGUACCAGAUCAGGAUAUAAUGGCUUCCAUCCCCGUGAACCUGCGAUUGUGACAGUGUGUUCAGAGUCUUAGACAUUUAUAUUCAGCCUCAGGGCCAGUCUUUAAUUGGUAGGCGGGUAGCUAGUGCAACAGGCACAUGUGUAGCGACACAUUAAGAUGUGUUAGCAAAAUAUUGCCAAAAAUGGGUGAAAACAGAGAGGCAAAAGGCCUAUGACCCCUUAACUUGUGUGGAAAAAAAUGGCGUAGCAAUGCCCCUAAAGAAAAUUAAAACUACAAACCAGGUCAUCCUAAAGAAGUAUUUUUUUGUAAAGACGUGAUCCACACUUUUCAGAUCAGAACUCUAUUCUCAGUGAUAUAAGAUACUCAAUUAUGUGAAUUCUGGAUACCUAGUGACCCCAUGUUAAUUUGAUAUCUGAAAUGAUUUUGUGUUUUGAUAAAGAUAACUAGAAAAUAUCACAAAUAUAACCUUGUAAACAUGCAUUUUGGACAAAUAGGGCAUUUCCUAUUUGAUUCGGUUGGAAUAAAGAACAAAAUUACACUGCAAUUUAUUUAUCUGUUAAGAUGAAUUUUCAGUUAUUUCUAUUACAUGGUUAAGGCAUUAUGGAAUAGAAUAGAUUCAUCAAACUUAUAACUUAUUGCAUGUCAAUUUUUUUGCCUUCUCCAGCGGUCACAGACAAUUUGAUUUGAGCCACUGCUAACAAUGUUUUAAGGAUUGUUUCAUAACGGUUCUCCUCUGCAUGUAAAUGUAAAGGCUAUCAUUAGUUCAAAAGGUUUAGUUACAAUAAUAGUAUUACAGUCAAAUGCAUUGAUCUCAAAUGUCCACCUUAGAUUUAUACAAAUGUGUAAUGCUCGCAAACUUAAAUUUUGGAUAGUCACUAGUCUUUUAGAAAGAAAGUUCAGGUAUUGACAAAGCCUCGAAGUCAGAUUUUUCAUUGCGAUUUUUAUACGCGCAUCUUACGAUGGCCGUAUUAUGGGAACACCCAUGGCGGGCGGGCGGCGGGCGUGCGGGCGGCUCCACAAUGUUGUCCGCUCUCUAACUUGAACAUUUCUCAUCCAAUUUCCACCAAACUUCAUGAAAGUGUUUGUUGGUGAAAUAUCUAGGUCAAGUUCGAUAACCAGCCAAAUCGCUCUAGGCACUCCAGAGUUAUGGCCCCCUGAAUUUGUCAAAAUUGGGCGGGUGGCGGGCGGGCGGGCGGCUCCACAAUGUUGUCCGCUCUCUAACUUGAACAUUUCUCAUCCAAUUUCCACCAAACUAUAUGAAAGUGUUUGUUGGUGAAAUAUCUAGGUCAAGUUCGAUAACCAGCCAAAUCGCUUUAGGCACUCCAGAGUUAUGGCCCCCUGAAUUUGUCAAAAUUGGCCAUUUUAGCUUUGUCCGCUCUCUAACUUGAUCAUUUCUCAUCCAAUUUCCACCAAACUAUAUGAAAGUGUUUGUUGGUGAAAUAUCUAGGUCAAGUUCGAUAACCAGCCAAAUCGCUUUAGGCACUCCAGAGUUAUGGCCCCCUGAAUUUGUCAAAAUUGGCCAUUUUAGCUUUGUCCGCUCUCUAACUUGAUCAUUUCUCAUCCAAUUUCCACCAAACGUCAUGAAAGUGUUUGUUGGUGAAAUAUCUCGGUCAAGUUUAAUAACCAGCCAAAUCGCUUUAGGCACUCCAGAGUUAUGGCCCCCUGAAUUUGUCAAAAUUGUCCAUUUUAGCUUUGUCCGCUCUCUAACUUGAACAUUUCUCAUCUAAUUUCCACCAAACUUCAUGAAAGUGUUUGUUGGUGAAAUAUCUAGUUGUUUACUGUCGACUGUAACUUGCAAACUGUGGGUGAUAUAAACAUGAAACUUGGUACAAAUGUUUAUCAAGACAAUUAACAACAGUUUAGCACAUUCAAUAACUGUAGCUUAAAUAAAAUUUGUCAAAUUUUGGGCCAAGAUUGGCUGCUACGUGCACUUUGGGGGCAUGAAAUUAUCAUUUUUUCCGCUUUUGUUUAAUUGUGUUUUCUUCCUAACUCAGAUUAUCACAGUAUGUGUGUUAUUAAUUAAUUUAUGACAUUUUACUUUAGUUGUGUCCAUUGUAAAUGAAUUAUAGCAUAAUAUUUGCAUUGCAAGUUCAACAACCCUUUCUGUAAUAUUUCCUGAGUAAUGCCCCUUACAGGAAAAUCUAGAAGCAUCAGGGAUUCUAAAGAUCAGAAGUAAUCCUUAACACAGGAUUGAGAGCUUUCACAUCAGUCUAUUGUAUAGUAGUAAAUAUGUUGUUGUUUUUGCUCAGACAUUUGUAUUAUAUAGGUCAAAGCAACACAUUAUUCGCUCAAAUUCAUGCACAACAUGAAAAAUUGAGGUACUUAAUAAAGACAAUACAAUUCAGAGGCUCAAAUUGAGUAUUCAAGGACAUAGCAUACAUGCAAGUGUAUCUAAAUACCAGAUAGUCCCAUUUAACAGAAUAAAUAUUGCACAUGAAUCAUUGGAUUCAAACAGUGUUAGUUUAUGAAUCAUAAAAUGGGUUAGUACAAUGGGAGAGUCAACUAAUAUAUGCAAAAAUGUCUUAAAUAAAUAAGAACACUAAUGCUUUAAUGAAAUUGUUUAAGAAUUAUAAACAGUGGACCUUUACCCUGCUUUGGGCGUGAAUCCCUCAUACUCAAACCUAUCCCCCGGCUUUUUUGACAGUUGAUUGAUAAUUAUCCUCUGGUGCGUUAGGUUACAUUGCUUUUUUGUUGUUUUUUGUUAGGACUUCCAGAUAUUCAUAUACUUGAUUUUGAUAGUGUGUGUUUUUAAUAUAUUUGCCAUGUUUAUUAAUUAGUCCAUUUAACAUUUUAUUAUUGUUUUGUUGUAGAUAUACACAUGUGAUACAUAUUAUUUUUCAUUGUUGUUAUGAUAUAUUAUAUGUGUUAUUCAUUGUGAUAAAAUAUACAAACAGUUAAGACUUAUGUAAUAAA